This is a messenger RNA of Closterium sp. Yama58-4, 972 nucleotides long. The record is from the annotation of a GenBank genome assembly. Lineage: Eukaryota; Viridiplantae; Streptophyta; Zygnematophyceae; Desmidiales; Closteriaceae.
AUGGUAGCACAACUUCCAGAAGACGUGGGGAAGCUGAACAACCUGCGGGUGUUCAUCAUCCAGUCUUGCUCCAAGAUUCAGAAGCUUCCAGAUUCUCUCACUGGUCUUGUCAACCUCAAGGUUCUGCAAGCCGUGGACUACGACAAACUCAUUUCAAUCCCCAUCUUGAGCAACCUGGGAAGGCUGAAAGAAUUGGCUCUAGCCAAGCUCCCACAGCUACCACAAGUAUCAGCAUCCCUGCCGUGCUCUCUCGAGAUUCUCUCCAUAGGGAGCUCCCAGCGGCUCGACCCUCUGCUGGAGCUUCCUUCUCUGCCCAGGCUGAGAAAUAUGAGCUUAACUAUUGUUGGGCUCGUGCGUGGGCUGGCUGCAGGCAUGUCCCUCUCUUUUCUGGAGAAUCUAGAGCUAACAUUGGAUGGAGAGGCAAAGGACCUUACAUUGCCUCUGGAACUUCUUCCUAGCCUCCGCAGCUUGACAAUCCACAGCGCUGGUUGCAUGAGGUUGUCUCCGGAAGGGUUAGGUUCGGCCUUGCGGCAGCUAAGGCGGUUGCUGAUACAGCGGGUUGCAGAGUUAACGAGACUGAAAGAUAGUUUCACGGACCUGCAAUCCCUUACAUUUGUUGAAAUCCAUGUGCCUAAGCUCUCCUCUGUUCCGGACGGCAUCGGGGCGUUAUCCCGUCUGCCCCAACUGAAUCUUGAAAACUGCUCAUCGCUCACCCACCUCCCUACUUCUCUCACCCAGCUUUCCUGCCUCCAUGAAUUGAACCUUCGCUGUGCCCCGAUACGCUCUCUGUCUGUUUAUUUGGGUCAACUAAGCCGGCUGAAGGAACUCAACCUGGAUGGCUGCACUCAGCUAGCUGCUCUGCCUCAGGAUUUUAGCCAGCUCAAGAUGCUUCACAGCUUGACUGUUGUGGGGUGUCACGAAUUUGAAGCUGAAGACAUGGAAAACAUGUAUGGGUUGCGUGCAUACCCAUAG